Messenger RNA from Sycon ciliatum, 726 nucleotides. RefSeq lists its product as uncharacterized. The record is from RefSeq and is a predicted model, not a curated record. Bases 107 to 589 code for a protein of 160 amino acids. The transcript is spliced from 3 exons. Lineage: Eukaryota; Metazoa; Porifera; Calcarea; Leucosolenida; Sycettidae.
AGUUUCUUUUUGAAAGCUCAAAUCUUCAACAAGCACUGCUUGAGAAAUGAGAGUUACAUUUUGAUCCCCGCAUUAUGUACGCUUAGGUCUAGUAGUAGGUAUAAUUAUGGCUUCAAUCGCUCGACGGAAAGCCCUGGCUCUCCGAGGGCCAGCCACGCCUAUGGAAUAUCCGUCUUCAGCUCGAUACAUCGCUCAUCGCCUGCCUAUGAAUGGAUUUGGCAGAAGAAUUACUCACUAUCAGUGGAGGUCGAAGGAAUUCACAGACUUGACAAGGCAAAACACAGACAAGUAUGAAGUAAUGUUGGGAAUGAAACUCUAUGAUCACGAGUGGAACACACAUCGAGUCCAUUCCUGCCGCGUCUACAAAAAAAAUGUGAUAACCCAACCACAGGACAUGGACAGAGGCAAUGCAUUUCGGUGGCAGCUGCUGCCCGCGGCCGACGACUGCAAGAAAGCGGUGGUGGAAAUUGAGCGCACCUGGGGAGCAUACUACCAUCGCCAUGUGGACACGCCGAGGAAGUGGCACCAUCCGUCGCUGGAUACUGUCGAAGGUGACACGCGGAGCAAGUGGAAGAGUGUGGGAAUGUGAUGUGGUGUGACCGGCCGCAGUGAUGUGACUUUUGCGGGACAAUUGACUGGCGUCUUUGGCCGUUGAACUUUAACUUUUUUUUGAUCAUUUUCUUUCAUGAUACAUAAACAUCGGAGAAACAUAUUGAUUCUUUCUGA